CUGCAGUCUACAGCUGUUUUGAAGGAUUGCAGUCAUGAAUCAGAGUAAAUGAAAUGCGUAUCACAAAGAAAACAUUAUAUUAUUAGUGCUUAAGAGGGAAAGUAAUGUUUCCUUUAUCUUAAUGGCAUAUUCAGAAAGAUCGACUCUUACAUACUUUUUUUAAAAAAAAUCAAUAAGCCUCCACCAACUUGAAAAUUGUCCACCAAAAUUUACCACCAUGUUAUGUUAUAACAGUUUAGCACUUUAGUGCUUAUUGAAAUUAUUUUAUAUAAGGUUAAGCAAACGCCCUCAGCAAGUUGGAUCAAUCACAAUACAUCAAGAUGAGAUUUCAAUUAACUAAGGACAAAUGAGAGUAGUUCCGACGCAAGAGUAGGAUUUUAAUUGAAUUAAUUCAUGUUCAUAUCCUUCAGCGUUAAAUUUCGCAUUUGGAUAAUGUCGACAAGUUGUAAUUCACAUUUCGAUGACGUGAAAAAUAGAGCCGCUAUUAAAAUACAAACUGUAUGGCGUACAUAUCACGCUCGCCAAAAAUACCAUUUGUACAAAUACACUGUGAGCAUUAAGAAGCAUGAAGCAGCAAUUGUCAUCCAACGUGCUUUACGACGUUGGUGGUACAAGAAGUGGCAGCAAUUACAAUCAUCUUUAUGGAAUGAAAUUCCCAAUGAACGACGAGAGAGAAUAAAUAGAUAUAUUGAAAUGUGGAGAAAGAAGAAUAAAGAGGGCAAAUAUCAUACCUUCGCACUAUCCAACGAAAACCAUGAAAUACUACGUUUGAUUAGUUUUUGGCAACUGGGUAAACAAGAGCGCGAUAGCAGGAGGAGAUUAGAAUCUCUCUGGGAGCAGGUGGAAGCCACGUCUUUAAUACUCGAGGGUUCCAAAUCCCUAGUGGAUUUUAAACUCACGGAUGCUGGUUUUUAUUGGUGUCCUUCAAUAGCACUGGCUGUGGAAGCAAGAUUAAGAAGCAAACGAAAGUUUUUGGUUUUGAACAACCCUUAUGAAAAUAAAUUAAUAAAAAACAUUAAUAAAGGUGAUAGUGUUGAUGACCCAAACACUUAAGUAAUAUUAAAUGAUAAUGGAUUGCAGAAGUGAUGCAAUAUUUCAAUAGAAGGAAUUGUGACACUGACUUUGAUUUUUAAUUAGGAUAUGGGUAUAGACUUUCACAAAAUGUACCAUAUUUCAAUAAUAAAGCUUUUAUUUAAGAGCACUGCUACAUGACAGCUGCACAGUAUUUUUCAGCAAAGCAAAUGCCUCGGCCAUUUUAAAAUACAUGAUCAAACUUUUGUAUAAAAAUUCAGUAAACAAAUUAAUAACAUUUUAUUACACAAUAAAAUAUUAAAUAUGUAUAUAACACACAAGACAAACACAUAUUAUAUACCAUUACAAAACGUAGUAAAAAUUAGCACAUUCUGAUAUAUGACAAAAAAUAAAAAAGAAGAAUUUUGUUUGCUGUAGCAGUGUGAUACAUUUUCCAUGAAGAAAAAUAGUAUAUGUCUCGUGUAGGUGGAUAUCAACCCUAGAUCCAAAUAUAAAUAAACCAGAAUUGGCUGGAAUUUUCCUGAAAACUAAUUAGAAUUUGAAUUUUCAAAUAAGAGUAAUAUUUGUCUAGUUGAAAUAUAUUGGAAAAUACAUCUAUGAACCCUUCUUUUUCUAAGUGACGUAGGUGCCUAAAGUUCAAAGUCUUUUUUUUUUCCUCUUGUUUUGUGAAGAACAUACCAGGGCCAUUACACUGCUAAUAUAUCUAAGCAAUGCUUGUCAAAGCAGUUUAUAAUAAAGCUUUCUGAAUGGGGUGUAUUGUCGUAGAGUGCUAGCAAUGCUGUUUAAAUCAUUUUCAAUAGAAAACAAAUUUUGUUUUUAGAGCACUUAGAUCACUUUGAAAAGAAAGGAUGCAUAAAAGUAUGCAUUUCCAAUUGAACGUAAUUUCUCAAAAUAUCCUCAAAGAGGAGGGGAAGAAGGGGAUACACCACUCUUUGGAUCCACUAAUGGUUGAUUUACAAUAUUCACAUAAAAUAAAAACUACUCACAUGCUUAUAAUAUAAAGCAUGUAAAGUAUAGUUAUAAAUUAGGCAAGCUCUGCACAGUAAAUCAUGUAUCAUAACAGGCACAAUAACACCAUCACAUCCAUGAAACACACUAUGAACAAGCUUUGUGGGAGUUGUGUCAACUUGAUAACGAGUGCAGUUACCAAUGUUGUGCAAGUUUCACCCCGUUGGAUUGGUCCCUGUCUGGUAGACAUUUAGCAACCCACUAGCAACAACAAAGUUUGAACAAGCAAUGAACCUCCCAACCACAAAGAAGCAGUCUAUCUUUCACCCACAGCUUGCUAAGCAAAAGCACACCAGUAUACAAAGUCUGCUUAGCAACAACGCCAAAUCUCAUCCGCAUAAUGAUAAUGAUGCAAGAUACAGCUUCAUGGAAUAAUUUGAAAGAUAUACAAAUGCUUUCCAGCAAUCUGUUGCUGGUUUAGAGUUAUGUGAGCAUUUCCACCACAAAAUGGAGAAUCAGCUCCUAAAUGAUUAAAGAUUUCGUUUGGCAAAAAUCGUUACUUCAGUUAGCAAAAAAAAAAAUUACCACAAAUGAAUGCUUUAGUAGUGAUAAGAUUAAAUGUCUAAGUACUGUAUCAAAAGCUUUUACACAUGUUCACUUGCCGUAAAUUUUAACACACACAAAAAAUAUCACAUUAUAAAAUGCUUUUUUGAAAGCAGCAAACGAAGACCACUAUUCAAUGCACAUGCCUUUUCAUAUUUACUCUGCAGUCUCAAAAUACUUCUCUCUGAUAUUCCUCAAUGAUCACAGAUUCUUUUUGUUGUAUACAGAAGAAAACCUUUCAUUUCAAUAUUUGCAUUAGUUAACCAAACUAAUACUUAAGAACCAAUCUUUGACAAAGUAUUCACAGAGUUAUCCAAUAACUACUUACAAAAUUCCAGGAAUUCAGAAAAGUGCCACAUUGGUUUAUCCACUUAUCUCAUACUACCAUACAUAACUGCCAAUAGUGAGAAAUGUACUUAUUUCCACAAGAGUGGAAAUGUAUUAAAGUAAAACACAGUUUACACAACUUAAGAAAUAAUGCAAAUACAUGUACCAAUAUAUUCAUUAUGCUUAGCUGUGAAAAAGUUUACUCCAGCUUUUCAGUUCUACAUCAAUUGCAGAUUAUUCAAUAAACAUUACAUUAGAGGCCAUACAAUCUCUACAUUUAAAAAUUAUUGUGCUUUACCGCAGUGCACUUAAGAUGCAUUACAAGCAAUAAAGAUAAAUGGAUAACCCACACAUUUCUUGAUAUCAACUUCUUUAGUAUCAUAUCCAUCAAUACACCCACAGAAUAAUUUGCCUUUCACACACUGGAGUUGGAAAUAUUCUUUCUUUUAGUAAAGUGGUUUUAUUUCUUCACAAAUAAAAUCUUUGGAGAGUUGCUCUCUUCUUUACAUAUUAGCUGAAACUAUUCCUUUCCAAGCAAAAUAAAUGCACUUUAUUUGGUUAAUAUGAGGUAAAAUCUUGCAUUAUAAUGCAUUAAGUACAGAUACAGAAAAUUCAAUAGUGCGUUAUCAGAAAUAUCUAGUUUCACUGUCAUAAUACUGAAAGACCCUAACCUCAGUGGCACGACGAAACAUCACAAAUGAAUGCUUCACACUUUAAAGAGCUGCAAUGUGAUAUGCAUAAUAAAGGCGCUAAUAUAGCACAUGUGUUUCUAUUAAGGUAUAACUCAGAAAAGCAUUCACAAGAGUGUAAAUGCAUAUAUUUCAGGCAAAAAAUGAAAACUUGGGAAAAAUCUUGAGAUGCAAACGGGGCCUGGGUUACCCUUAACGAUAAGUCGUUCUCUUUCCAGGAAUGCAACCAAGAAUAUAAUAAGCUACACAAUAAGCUCAAAUUGAAAAUUCUGUCACCCAGUAAUAAUCGUAAUACAAGUAUCACCAUUUUACCAGUGCCUGCUUCUGAAAUUAUAUGGAUCAAGCUGGUGUACUAACCAACAUUUUUUUAAAAAUAUUUAUUUG
This is a messenger RNA of Gryllus bimaculatus (two-spotted cricket), 3983 nucleotides long. Lineage: Eukaryota; Metazoa; Arthropoda; Insecta; Orthoptera; Gryllidae. The record is from the annotation of a GenBank genome assembly.